AUGAGGUCGUCUACGCUGGUCCUGCUCCUCUUCAUCAGUGCCCAGGCGGUGGCCUCCGUCAGAGGGAAGUCCCAAGCCUCCCCGACAGGACAGCAGCAGGACGCAGGCCGGACGGCGAGCUCCGUCCCCAUCGUGGACCCAAGACUCCUCACCAAACGCCACUAUCGCUCGCCCAGGGUGCUCUUCAGCGACCAGCACCCUGACGCAGAGCCGACAGGGCGCGGCGGCCGAAUCCAGAGGCGGGCGGUACAGCCUCAGCACCGGGGCAUCUACUCGGUGUGCGAGAGCGUCAGCAAGUGGGUGGGCAACAAGACGAAAGCCACGGACAUCAUGGGCAACGAGGUGACGGUGCUCCCCAAUGUCAACAUCAACAAUGUCAUCAAGAAGCAGUACUUCUUCGAAACAACGUGUUACAAUCACAUGGGCAGAAAAGGCUGCCUGGGUAUCGACAACAAGCACUGGAAUUCCAAAUGCACCAACUCACACACAUUUGUGCAGGCCAUGACUUCUUUUAAGAACCUGGUGGCGUGGAGGCUGAUACGCAUCAACGUUGCAUGCGUGUGUGUGCUCAGCCGGAAAUCGUGGCGACCAUGA
Lampris incognitus (smalleye Pacific opah) is the source of this 594-nucleotide messenger RNA. It is a transcript of the gene ngfb, whose product is annotated as nerve growth factor b (beta polypeptide). Gene Ontology annotation, biological process: positive regulation of collateral sprouting; nerve growth factor signaling pathway; regulation of neuron differentiation. The record is from RefSeq and is a predicted model, not a curated record. Lineage: Eukaryota; Metazoa; Chordata; Actinopteri; Lampriformes; Lampridae. Gene Ontology annotation, molecular function: growth factor activity; nerve growth factor receptor binding. The transcript has a single exon. Bases 1 to 594 code for a protein of 197 amino acids.